ACUAACUGAUAUACAAAUGGUAGUUUUGUGGGUGAAGUAUUCCUUUAAGACACAACUUGGAAUUAUUUACAACAUAGUUUCCUUCUUGUAUUAUAAGCAGUUGUAAUGGGUGCAGUUUUUUGGGCGCUGGGUGAAGAGAAAGGUAAAGAAACAGGUAGAAGACAGGAAGCUGGAGAGCUGGGUGGGGCCAAUACUGCUGAGUGAGACUGAUCUCUGUUCAUUCUCUUGGCUGGCAGUCAGUACGUGUGCCCACUAUAGGAUCAUGGUCAGGAUGGCAGCAUGGGCAGAGCUGGGCAGCGUUUGCCAGUGUGCCAGGGACAGAGGGGCAAGCCUAUUGAGAAGCAGUGUGAUGGACACAAUGGGUGCGACAGACUUGCUGCAUCAACAGGCUUUUUGCUGCUGUGGCCAGAAAUAAACCAUAAAUACCCCCACUGGCCUCCACCGACCGCUCGCCAGGCCUCCACACCCACACACACCCUCACACUGAGACAGACAGAAAAGAGAGAAAAGAAAGGAAAGACGGAGAGCGUGGCUUGUACGUGGUGCAGUGAAGCACAGGCCAUCCAGAGGCAAAAUGACAGACCAGCAGGGAACCCCAGACCAGCUGCCUGCAGAGAAGGGCCAAGGAGGGGCUGGAGCCACAUAUAAGUUGGCCGUUUUUGAGUUUGAGAACUUCCGUGGAAAGAAGGUGGAGUUGUCUGGUGAAUGUAAAGAUGUGUUUGAGAAUAUGGAAAGAAUUGGCUCGGUCAUUGUGGAGUCGGGACCAUGGGUGGGGUUUGAGCGUCCAGGUUUUGCAGGUGAGCAGUUUGUGCUGGAGAAAGGACAGUAUCCUCGCUGGAGCACCUGGACCAACUGCCUGAGUAGCUACAACCUGAGCUCAUUCAGGCCUCUGAAAGUGGACAGCGCAGAUCACAAGCUGCACCUGUUUGAGAAUGCAGGCUUUGAAGGUAGAAAGAUGGAGAUUGUUGAUGAUGAUGUCCCCAGUCUAUGGGCUCAUGGUUUCCAGGACCGUGUGGCCAGUGCUAAGGCUAUCAGUGGAACGUGGGUGGCAUACAUGUUUCCAGGCUACAGAGGGCGCCAGUAUGUGUUUGAGCAGGGAGAUUUCAAGCACUGGAAUGAUUGGGGAGCCACUGCACCUCAGAUCCAGUCCGUCCGACGUGUGCGGGACAUGCAGUGGCACAAGAGAGGGUGCUAUAUUGCCCCUGCCCCUACACCUCCCAACCCCGACCCCAUCCCCACCCCAAAUCCCCCUCCCAACCCCAAUCCGACCCCAACUCCCAAUCCUAACCCUGCUCCAGCCCCCACAUCCCAGACUCAACCCCAACCUUAACACCAGCACCUCCUACACCAGCUGGGGCAGGCUACAGGCAGCUGCCCAGUCCCCAGUCUCUCCACUA
Molecule: messenger RNA, 1397 nt
Organism: Epinephelus fuscoguttatus (brown-marbled grouper)
Lineage: Eukaryota; Metazoa; Chordata; Actinopteri; Perciformes; Serranidae
Product: beta-crystallin B3-like
Exons: 6
Coding region: 575-1330 (251 amino acids)
Biological process (GO): lens development in camera-type eye; visual perception
Molecular function (GO): structural constituent of eye lens
Source: RefSeq, a predicted model, not a curated record